Molecule: messenger RNA, 1373 nt
Organism: Aedes albopictus (Asian tiger mosquito)
Lineage: Eukaryota; Metazoa; Arthropoda; Insecta; Diptera; Culicidae
Product: box C/D snoRNA protein 1
Exons: 2
Coding region: 133-1272 (379 amino acids)
Biological process (GO): maturation of LSU-rRNA from tricistronic rRNA transcript (SSU-rRNA, 5.8S rRNA, LSU-rRNA); box C/D snoRNP assembly; snoRNA localization
Cellular component (GO): nucleus; pre-snoRNP complex
Source: RefSeq, a predicted model, not a curated record
AAACACCGCGUGUAUGCGAAGUUGAUUUCGCGGAAUGAAAUUCCGAACCAAUUGUAAUAUUUAAUUUUCAAAUUUAUAUCAAAUCUUUCGAGCUACUUGAGCAUUGAGUAAGUACAAAAGCUGUAAAUCAUAAUGACUGCAACAACGAGCGAGAGUGAAGAUAACAUGGAAAUGCUUCAGUCACCACCCAGGCUUGGAUUGUGCGAGGUGUGCAAUGCCAUUCAGGCAAAAUACACCUGCCCAAAGUGUGAGGUAAAGUCAUGCUGCCUGAAGUGUGUCAACAUUCACAAGAAAGAGCUGGGCUGCGAUGGCAUCCGGGAUCGAACCAAGUACAUCCCGAUGAAAAAGAUGACCCAAAUGGACAUGAUGAGUGACUAUGCUUUCCUGGAGGAAUGCAGUCGAUUCGUGGACGACCGGAAGCGGGACAAGAUUAAGCGAUUUACGCGAUACAAUAAAAGCCUACCGCCAUCGUUGUUCCGGUUGCGGUGUGCCGCUCGAGAGCGGGGAACCACCUUGAAGUUCCUGUUGCAGAAUUUUACCAAGCACCAGCGCAACAACAGUCAGUUGAAUUUCAAAACGCUGGUUAUCUAUUGGCGCGUGGAAUGGUGCUUCCCGAAUGCGGAAGGGAUGCUGUUCGUGGACGAACGGUGCGACGAGAAUGCAUCGUUGAUGGAUUUACUGGGGAAGUAUCUGGAGGUUGGCAAUGGAGAGGAUUUCACCGGGAAGAACAAGCUGGAGUUUUAUCAGUCUCGUGGAAUGAGCCGGUUGCGAGUACUACUGAAGGCGGAAGGAGUGAAGCGAAGCAAGAAUCGUUUCUUUGAGCUUAAACCGAAGAAGUCACUCAAGGAGAACCUGAAAGGGAAAACCAUUGUCGAAUAUCCGGUGAUUUACGUAAUUUUCAAAGAGGCAUCCGAUGGGUUCGAUGUGAUAGAAUCGGACGAAGAUGUCGAAGCGGAAACCAAACUGUACCAGAAGUAUCUGGACAAUCAGUACGGACCGAAGAGGACUUUCGUGAAGCGAGAGCAUCCGGAAGACAAGGAAAGGGAAUCAAAGGUAUUGGAAGGCAUCGAUAAGUUGGAAAUUGCCCGAAAACGCGAAGAACGGCAGAAACGAAGGAUAGCAGCGCAGGUAGAACCGGCCAACUAUCUGUUCAGCGACGAAAAUCUGUGGAAUCAAUAUUCGUCGGAUUCGGACGGGCAGGUGACGGAAGAAGAGGCGGAGGAUGCCGAGGAAAUGCUCUCGCCUAAAAGGAUAAAAACGGAAAAGGAUUGAGUGAGUUUUGUUGGAAAUUGUUGAAUUAUAUGAUUAAGUAUUGAUGUUUGUCAAUAUUUUUACACUUAUUGAAAGUAUAUGGAAUUUGGAAUUCGAACAAA